Messenger RNA from Colias croceus (clouded yellow), 328 nucleotides. RefSeq lists its product as uncharacterized. Bases 17 to 328 code for a protein of 103 amino acids. The record is from RefSeq and is a predicted model, not a curated record. NCBI's taxonomy places the organism in Eukaryota, Metazoa, Arthropoda, Insecta, Lepidoptera, Pieridae. The transcript is spliced from 6 exons.
AGUUAUCGAUUACAGCAUGGAGCGUUUGGGAAUUCGAACAACUACAACACCACUACCCAUAUUAACAACGGAUGCAUCUGCAUUACGAACUGUUGCGAAAAAUAUAGAUUUAAAUAAUAUAGAUAAAGGAGACUGGCUUGCCUUCGAAACGGCUGCUGGCGGCAGACAAGUUGAGGACACGUGUAGCGACGAUGGAUGCCAGGCAAGGUGUAACCGACUUGGCUGUGAAUCUAUGUGCAAAGGAGAUACGUGUGCAGCUGGAGUAAGUUUAAACAUUAGUAAAUUGUUUAAAAUAAAUGUGUUGGUGGAUCAUGCAGCACGUUUGUAA